GAAGUCUACAGAGCAAGGGGAUUCCCCGAGGGAAGUUCCCAACUCAACCAGGCUAUGUAAAACGUACACUGCCAUAUCCUCUCCGGCGCUUCUUAACUUUGCAUCUGAAGAUAGGCGACGACGCUGCGGUGGUGUCAAAACAAUAAAUUCGACUUUAUACACUUUACUCGAAUGAAGGGCUCAUGUCUGCUGUGUCAGUGAUGAUUGUGGAGCACACGGCAUGGAAAGGAACAUCGGAGACCAGCUCAACAAAGCUUUCGAAGCUUAUCGCCAGGUCUCCAUUGAAAAGGACAAUGCUAAAAAGGAGCUCCAGCAAAUGACUGAAUAUUAUGAGCGAUACACUCAAAAACUUCAAAAGCAGAUAGAGGACCAGCAGCAGCUCAUUUCAAAACUUGAAGCUAAGUUAUCAGCAACAAGGCAACCAUCAGGAGAGAUGAAAUGUGAGCCCUGCAACCAUCUCCUUGAUGGGGCCAGCGCUUAUAGGAAAAUACAGUAUCCGGAGAAUAUGGGCACUGUUGCUGUUGCUCCUAAUAUGCCAGUCAACAGCAGCGUUGACUAUCAGGAUAUGCUGGACGCGUUUGAAGCAAUUCAAGGGAAAUUCCGGCAGAUCCGUUCUCUAACCAGAAGGCAAAAAGAUCACCUAAAAAGAUUCCAUGGAGGAAAUGAUGCAUCAAACGAUCAGCGGUUCUCCAUGCCCAUCCAGUGCACAGACCGUACAGAAGAGGCAGAGAGACCCUUUUCCUCAGCGCUAAGGUCAGCAGUGGAUAUCCCACUUCCGCCCACGUCUCUGGCGUCCCGCGGCGCCAGCCCUGAGGACAGGGACUUAGUAGACUCUCUCACCAAACUCAGUGUCAAAUUCCCACCCCCUGCGGACAGCGAAUAUGACUUCCUGAACAGUGCUCCAGAGAGACACAUUGGUCUGACCAUGCCCACGAAGCGGCCUCUCAGUAGUGUCCCCUCCACAUUGCCAGAGGAGGAGCCCGUGGAAUUGCCCAUGCCUUUUGUCUACCCUACAUCCCCCUCCCACUCAACAUCAUCUUCACUCUCCCAGGAGAGCGUGCGGGGACCCCAGCAGUCUCUCUGGAGCCCUGAGCUGUGUGAUGCAGUUGACGUGGGGACAGAGCUGGCGACGACUCAGAGCAGCAGUCCUGAUAAAUGUGCUUUCUGCUACGCUGAGGUUCCUAAGGACCGAAUGAAAAGCCACCUCUACUCGCAUUGUUCUUCUAAGAGUGAAGCCGACAAUUGACAUUGGAAGCAGAGACUGAUGGGCCAAGGCCACAACUACUCCAAGACUUACUGUAUUCAUGGUCUAGUCCUGCCUGCCAUGAAGUAUAUGCGCUGUACUGGAUUUGAAAUUACACUGCAAUAAGACUUGAAUCCAUUUAUUUAAUACUGAAGAAUUGAAUGGUACACUUUCUUUCCCAUUAUAUUUUUCUAAUAUCUCGCUGAGACUUUACUUACUAAGUGACGAUAAUGCAUAAUAUGGUAUAUAUGAGCAAAUAAAGCCGACAUUUACUCUUGCAACAUUUUUUUUAUUUGAAUCGUUUUCAACCUCCAUAUGAAACAGGCUGAGAUACUCUUAAGUGUAGCACAUGUUUAAAGACAUACGUUGGACAAGAUGUGUAUUGACUUUCUUUCUGUAACAUGUUUAUACAUUUUUAUCUGCAACAAUUUGCAUUAAUAACAUGCAACAGUUUUCUUUUAGAAAGACAUUCAUUCUUAGGCAAAUGGUGAUUUGCUUUCUAUAAAACACCCAUGCCUCCUUUUCAUGUGUUUGUGUUUAACUUUGAAAUCAUUUUAAAAGUUAGUAUGCCAGGUGUUCAUUAAAAUUAUCUCCGCAGAUGGCAACACAUACCAUUAGGAACACGUUCAUUGUUCAAUUAGAUGCCCAAUUACCUUGCUAUUUUUACAGUAAUUAUUUUACUUUAGGCAAUAUUAUACUGUAUUUAUUGUAUUAACAUGUAUUUUAAUGGACAAAUGAACAUGCUUUUACUCCAGUAAUGCUAUGCAAAGUGAUAAAAUGAGACAUUCUAGGUGUUCCAGUUUCACAUAACAUUAUCGGCAUAUAAUAAUUAAAUAUUAUAUAUAUUAUAUAUAUGUAUAUAUAUAUAUCUAUAUAUUAAUAAUUAAAACAAAAUGUUAAAGAGACUGUACCUUGACACAGGUAAUCGCAAUUUGGAAAUAGAACUGAUGACAUUUCAGGCAGCAACUGUCCACUGUGUGAAAGGACAUCUUUUACAAUAUGUACGCUGCGUAUUUUGUCUUUUGUAAACAGCAGCAUCAGCUUUUGACUUCUGCAGUAUUUAUUCACACCUUUGCAAACAAUUGCAAUGAUUUUCACCCUUCAGUGUGAUGAUGUUUGAGGAAACAGGGACACUGUGUGUGUUGGAACACUUCGUUGUGCAGAAAGAACCUUACAGCUCUUCAGCUAUGGGCUGGUAACACUUUUGCUGGGUAGAUGAGCUGGUGUGAAGACUGCAAACAAGCUUUUUUUCUCUCUUUACAAGUGGUCGGCAUCAUAACUCACUUUUCAUGAUCAAAUACUGCUUAAUAGACUGAUUGGUUUGUUAUCUCAACCUGAACUGAUAGUUGGCGCUUGGCAUUUCACUGUGUUUCAUAAAUAGCUCAGAAGGGUGUAAUAAAUGUGAUGUAGUAAUGCUAUCAACUAUUCCCAACUAGUGAGUCAUUAGACUAAGAUAGACACAACACAUCAUCUACGUGAAGGAAAGGAGUGAUCAUACUUGUCAUUUGGUGU
Messenger RNA from Morone saxatilis (striped sea-bass), 2755 nucleotides. RefSeq names its product TRAF family member-associated NFKB activator (gene tank). Gene Ontology annotation, biological process: canonical NF-kappaB signal transduction. The record is from RefSeq and is a predicted model, not a curated record. Bases 221 to 1246 code for a protein of 341 amino acids. NCBI's taxonomy places the organism in Eukaryota, Metazoa, Chordata, Actinopteri, Moronidae. The transcript is spliced from 8 exons.